Messenger RNA from Ilyonectria robusta, 1690 nucleotides. RefSeq names its product amino acid/polyamine transporter I. Lineage: Eukaryota; Fungi; Ascomycota; Sordariomycetes; Hypocreales; Nectriaceae. The transcript has 6 exons. Gene Ontology annotation, biological process: transmembrane transport. Gene Ontology annotation, molecular function: transmembrane transporter activity. Gene Ontology annotation, cellular component: membrane. Bases 43 to 1602 code for a protein of 519 amino acids. The record is from RefSeq and is a predicted model, not a curated record.
CUCGUUCCAAGCCCACCAGUCCAAGACUCUAACAACAGCAUCAUGAAGAAUGAUUUCUCCCCCGAGAUGAAGUCGGCCGAAGUCGACGGCCCCCAGCUGGAGAGCAACGGCUCCAUCAGGUCGGGAAAAGUCGAAGACGGCCUCGAGCUGUCGCGCCUUGGCAUCAACUCGCAGACGAAGCGCGACCUCAGCCUCAUCAGCAUCAUCGCCCUAGGAUGGAACAUCUGCAACAGCUGGGCCGCCAUUGGCGCCACCAUGAGUCUCUCCAUCGCCUCGGGAGGCUCCGUGACGCUGCUGUACGGCCUGCUCCUGAUCGUCGUGCUCAACGGGAGCGCCGCCGCCACCCUGGCUGAAAUCGCGAGUGUCUACCCUACAGCCGGCGGACAAUACCACUGGACCAGCAUCCUCGCGCCCAAGAAAUGGAGUCGUGGGUUGAGUUAUUGUUGCGGUGCUAUCAACCUGCUCGGGUGGAUUGCCACCGCUGCUGGUUUCGUCAUCACCACGGCUCAGUUGAUUACCGGAUUGGCUACCUUCAUGCAUCCCACUUACACCAUAGAAGCAUGGCAUGUUUUUCUGAUCUUCCAGCUCAUGAACGUCAUGUUCAUCCUGUACAACAUAUUCCUCAUAAAGAGAACGCUAUGGAUUCACGACGUUGGAUUUGUCAUCUCUCUUGUCAGCUUCCUCGUUAUCCUCAUUACCUGUCUCGCUCGGAGCCAGUCCAAGCAGUCCGAUGCUUUUGUCUGGGGGAACUUUGUUAACCCUUCUGGUUGGUCGGCAGACGGAGUUGUCUUCCUCAUUGGGUUGUCCAAUCCCAACUUCAUCUACUCUGGUCUUGACGGUGCUGUCCACCUCGCAGAGGAAUGCACUGAUGCCGCGAGAACGGUGCCAAAGGCCCUCAUGUCGACGAUCAUCGUAGGAUUCAUCACUGGCUUCUCCUUCGCUAUUGCCAUGACCUACUGCACCACCGAUUUCGACGCCGUCAUGGCUGCCCCAAUUCCGAUUCUCGAAAUCUGGUACCAGGCAACCAGGUCCAAGGGAGCAGCCGUGGUUUUUACCGCCAUCCUUACCAUCUGCGGCUGCUUCGCCAUCAUCGGAUGUCACCAGACGGCCUCUCGCUUGACGUACUCCUUUGCCCGAGACAACGCCCUCUUCUUUUCUCCCAAAUUGUCAACCGUGAGUGAAACCUACGGAGUCCCAAUGUUUGCUCUUUUGGCAAACGGCGUCGUGGUUGCCAUUAUCGGUUGUGUAUACCUGGGUUCGACUUCCGCCUUCAAUGCCAUGGUUUCAACUGGUUUGAUCUUGCUGCAAACCAGCUUUGCCUUCCCUGCCGCGCUCCUACUAUGGAGGAAGAGAUCAGUUCGAUUCCUGCCAAAGAAUAGGCCAUUCAGGCUGGGACCGUUUGGAUGGGUCGCCAACUGCCUCACCAUUGUGUUUGCUGUCGUGACCCUAAUCUUCUAUUGUCUCCCGACGGUGCUGCCUGUUACCGCCGGAAACAUGAACUACGCAUGUGCUGUCAUCGGUGUUAUGUCCAUAUUUGGGUCAAUUAAUUGGUUUGGUUACGCAUCGAAGAACUACAAGGGACCGUCCAUGGAGGAUAGUUGAAUGCAGCCUCGAGUUAGGUGUCAGGAUAUGUACUUUGACAGAUAGGACUCAACAUUUGUUUUGCCCUGUUUUCGCAUUCAUCGCUUCG